UAUCCGUCUGGAAGCCGCACAAAUCUAAAACCAAAACAACAACAUUCAGACACGGACCAGAUCCACGGAGGGGGAACGCCAAAUACCGAGUCUCUUGUUUUCUUUUGUUUUUGUUGUAAACAACCCAAACGUCCCGCGCAACCGGCUGUCCACAAACCUGGAAAGCAUACGAAGAAUUGGCCAAAGAUCGACGGGAGCACGACAGAUGAGCAAAGAAGAAAAGUGAGCCUCGAAUAAUCAUAAGAAAAAACAACCCAAACUAACAACGACCCCCAGGUCGACAGAGGACCAUGUUUGUCCCCCUGCCGGUCCCCUUCGUCUUUCAGAGAACAGCGUCCGACUUCAGCGCCUGGAGACUCAAGUCCUCGCUGGCUCCGCGGUCCAGCCCCGAUAUCAGGAUGUCUAAAGCAGCAGAGGAUGAGAAGCCUGUGGCUGAGUAUCCAGGGGACAGUUCAGACUCUAACAGAAACAGCCCUGAUGACCAGGUCCAGCCGAUGAAAACAAGCCCCUUCAGCGUCUCUCCCACACCAGCUGGCAGCAAGGGAAAGAGCGAGGAGAGCUCUGAGAUGACCCACAGCACCGUCCCUCCUGCUCCUCCCUCCCAGCAACAGCAGCAGCAGCAACAACAACAACAACAACAACAACAACAGCAACAACAACAAGAACAACAACAGCAACAGCAGCAGCAACAGCGGCUACAACAGCAGCAACAGCAGCAACAACAACAACACCACCACACACAGCUGAUGCUGGCUGGCAGCCAGCUAGCAGGGCUCGCCGCUCUCCUCCCGGCCCAGCAGCAGCUGCUCCUCCAACAGGCCCAGGCUCAGCUCCUGGCGGCCGCUGUUCAGCAAUCCAACGCCGCCCACGCCGCUCACGCAGCCCACGCCGCCCACGCCGCCCAUGCCGCCGCCGCCCAGCAACAGGCCAACCAGCAGCAGCAGAACCAGGCGCAGUCCCAGCAGCAGCACACCAAACAGGAACAAGCUGUCCAAGUCCCGCCUCCACCGCAGCUGGCCCUGUCGCAGCCGAUCCAGCUCACGGCCCAGGACAUCCAGCAGCUGUUGCAGCUCCAGCAGCUGGUUCUGAUGCCGGGUCAUCCUCUCCAGUCCCCGGCCCAGUUCCUCCUGUCUCAGCCCACACAGGUGCAACAGUCGCAGCAGGGUUUGCUCUCGACAUCAAAUCUGAUCCAGCUACCUCAGCAAAGCUCAGGGGGACUACUGACAACCCCACCUCGCCUGGGACUCCAAGCACAGAGGGAGAAGAGCAGCGAUGUUGUGAUCGGUGGAAGUGGCAGCUCCCUCGUUGCCACCGGCAGCAGCGGUGUCGUGACGUCUGUCGGAGCCCCCUCAGCGUCCAGCGGCGCCAUAGGUUCCUCGCUGACGCCCGGAUUGACUCCCGGAGGUCACGGGGGUCACUUGGGGGAGGAGCCCAGCGACCUGGAGGAGCUGGAGCAGUUCGCCCGCACCUUCAAACAGCGACGCAUCAAGCUGGGAUUCACCCAGGGGGACGUCGGCGUGGCGAUGGGCAAACUGUACGGCAACGACUUCAGCCAGACCACCAUCUCCCGAUUCGAAGCUCUCAACCUGAGCUUUAAGAACAUGUGCAAGCUGAAGCCGCUGCUGGAGAAGUGGCUGGGUGAUGCAGAAAACAUGGCCAUCGACAGCAUGCUGCCCAGCCCGUCCUCUCUCUCCUCCCCCAUGCUGGGCAUCGAGGGUCUAUCCGGCCGACGCAGGAAGAAACGCACCAGCAUUGAGACCAACGUGCGAGUGGCCUUAGAGCGCAACUUCCACAUGAACCAGAAGCCUACCUCGGAGGAGAUCCUGCUCAUGGCGGACCAGCUCACCAUGGAGAAGGAGGUGAUCCGCGUGUGGUUCUGCAACCGCAGGCAGAAGGAGAAACGCAUCAACCCCUCCAGCAGCACCACGCCGCCCCUGUCCAGCCAGACCUCGCCCGUCGUGACACACAAAGCCCUCUGCUACAGCCCGCACAUGAUAUCGAGUCACGGUCUGUCCCAGGUCACCACCUGUCUCAGCACAACAGCCGCAAGCUCUUCAGCAUCCUGCCCCAUGACUCCCGUCAGUUCCGCCGCAGUGGGCUCCACCUCUUCUUCUGUGACCCCGCCCCUUCACAGCACAGCUAUCCCCGCCCCUCCCAGCCUCGGGGCCCACGUGCUGAACACCGGGAAUACAAUGAUGGGAGUAAGCACAGGGAUGAACCAGGCCCUCAUUGGCAGCAACCCCCUGGCUACCAUGCAAGCCUUAGCAGCCAGCAGCGGUCAGCUGCCCAUCUCCGGCCUCGAGGGGGGAGCGGCUCACAUGUUCCUGGGCGGACCCGGAUGUCCCGCCAUACCCCACUCCCUCCGCCCCUCCCUCUUCCUCAACCGCCCCACCCUCCUCCCCAUGGCGACCAGCUCCAUGGCGACGCCCUCAACGCCUGCCAUGGGACUGAUCAGUGGCGUCGGUGGGUGCGGCCCGAGGCUCUCCUUUUGCCACUCUCCACCUCCUGGCACCAGCGACCUCAUGAGCCCGUCCUCGUGCCCCGAGGAGUCCGCGUCUCCUUGUUCAAGUCCCGCCUCUUUCUGUUCCUUCAGCGAAGCCUCGCCUCCGCCCAUGGGAGGGGCCAUGGCCGAGUGAUCCCCGACUGACAUCUAAAGUAUCGGCGGAGGACAAGGAGGAGGAAGAAGAGGAAGAGUUAAAGGAGCUUUAAAAAAAAUCUUAAAUUUACAACCUCGCCUUUCAACCAAAGCCAUCUCUCUGUCCGAUCCGUCUCAGAUAUCGUCUCUCUCUUUCUCUGUGUACCCGCUGAAGUCUUCUGAAGCCAAAAAUAUACACAGACGGAUGACGGGAAGAAGCAGGGGGAGAGGGAGGAUGGAGAGGAUAGAAAGAACUGCAGAGCGGAGAGGGUAGGGGGGUUUUGAAACCAAAUAAUGAUCUACAGCUGGAGAGGUGGCACUGUGUUUUUUUGGGGGUUUUUGCGCUUGGCAUCGGGAAAACCAUCAGCAUGCUUUUUAUCUGCUGGAGGAAGACACGGACUCGCUGAGGUCAGGGCCAAGAAGCAAAACUGUGUGCGAGAAAUGGGAGGCAAGAAGAAAAGACUUUUUU
Messenger RNA from Cyclopterus lumpus (lumpfish), 3104 nucleotides. It is a transcript of the gene pou2f2a, whose product is annotated as POU domain, class 2, transcription factor 1. NCBI's taxonomy places the organism in Eukaryota, Metazoa, Chordata, Actinopteri, Perciformes, Cyclopteridae. Gene Ontology annotation, cellular component: nucleus. Gene Ontology annotation, biological process: regulation of transcription by RNA polymerase II. The coding region runs from base 291 to 2636 and encodes 781 amino acids. Gene Ontology annotation, molecular function: DNA-binding transcription factor activity, RNA polymerase II-specific; RNA polymerase II cis-regulatory region sequence-specific DNA binding. The transcript is spliced from 16 exons. The record is from RefSeq and is a predicted model, not a curated record.